Messenger RNA from Eremomyces bilateralis CBS 781.70, 1016 nucleotides. RefSeq lists its product as uncharacterized. The transcript has a single exon. Lineage: Eukaryota; Fungi; Ascomycota; Dothideomycetes; Eremomycetales; Eremomycetaceae. The coding region runs from base 149 to 916 and encodes 255 amino acids. The record is from RefSeq and is a predicted model, not a curated record.
UGUUUGGAGGCGACCGCGGAGGUCCCAGGCGGCCAGCGGAAGCGUAAUGGAUCGAGGGAUUUGAAAGAUGUCUGAUCUACUUGUCAUUUGUCUCAAGGGUUAUGGAGAGGGGCAUUUGCGUUUAUCGAGAUGAUGAUUGUUGAAUGCUAUGGGAGAAAUGGAUUGUUACGGAUUCGGCUUUGAAGGUCCGCAAGUGGGUCGCUGGACACGCACGCCCCUGAACCGCCCAAUCGCUCGCGUCAUCAUUAUUGGCCAGGCCCGGGAGGGGGUUGGACGUCGUCUGCGUUUCUUUGAAUACCCACAGACUUCUCAUUCUCAUGGCUACAGGAUUGUGCAAAUGUUUCCGUAUUGGCGUAUUGUGAGGCAGGUAAAUGUCUCUUCACAGAGACAAAGGCAUGAAUGUAAAAGUUUCGCAUGGCUGGCGAUGUCCGUGUAUAUCCGAGGAGACAUCUUACGAACGCUCCGAGUCGUGAAGAUGGAAAGCAAGUCCCUCAACAGAUUGAAUUUACUAUUAUUCACGUUCGGAGGUGUCGAGCAUAAUUCCCUACCACUAUCCAUUUCUCUCCUACCCAUACUACCCAUUAUCCACAUCGCAUGUCCCAAGUCCGAGUCCCAAACAUCAACGACAUCCCGAAGCGCGCCUCCCAACCCCUCCUUCUUCCAAUCCGGUAAUCCCCAGCACUCGAGACAUGCAACGCCACACCAUCGGUCCUGUCUCAGAUCCCUUUUUUGCAGCAUCUCCCUUCAUUUCCAUCCUUUGCAUCCACUGGGUAGGAGAAAGUUAGAACGGCACAAAAAUAUCUCAUAUUCCAUGCCAACGCUGGUUCAGCAUGAGUCGUUCCCGACCAUGCACUCGACACCUGCGCGGAGGCAGCGGAUGGGCUUACCCUUCUUCAAGCGAUGGCUAAGAAUAUAGCGGAGAAGCGAUCCGCGGACGCACCGUGGUAAAUUGCUUGAUCGAUCAACUGCAUGAAGUGAGGUAAUUGUUUACACCUUUCGCAUACCGCAAGGUCGUA